Durusdinium trenchii is the source of this 1854-nucleotide messenger RNA. NCBI's taxonomy places the organism in Eukaryota, Dinophyceae, Suessiales, Symbiodiniaceae. The record is from the annotation of a GenBank genome assembly.
AUGGAACGUUCAAGUAGCCGACAGGACCUGAUGCAGAUCACCGCGCUGGAUAGGGGCGACAAGCUCUCUGCUGCAGAGAUCUGGGCUGCUGUCGCGGAACUGCGGGACUUGCAGCGUCCGCUGUGCUUCGGACUCUUUCAACUCGUGGGACGCUUCACCUUCGCCUGCUACUCCGAUGCCUCCGGGGUGAUGACGCUUCAAGAGUUCCACUGUGCGGUGCAUAAGAUGGUGGCUGAGUUGCAGAGUUCCACGGGCUUGCGUCGAGGCUUCGAAGCCGCAAAGUGUCCAGGCCGCCAAGCGUCGAAGAUUCGAGGCGUGGAGGCGUCGAGGCUUCGAGGCGUGGAGGCAUUAGGCGCUGAGGUGUGGAGAUGCGUGGAGGGGCGAUCCACGAUUGUGGCCUUGCAAUGGGGCUACGUUUUCAACGGCGUUUUUCGAUUUCGUGCCGUUUUGGCUUGGGCCCUAAAGGCGGCGCAACAAAUCGAAAUUCGACGUUGCAAGGUCCAAGGUCUGAAGCGAAGACGCGUGCAAGCUCUUCCUUUGCGAGGUGGACCAGUCCAGACACUGCGGGAACGAGGCCGGCGCGCCAACGGCUGUGGUCCCAAAAUGGCCACGAAAGACGAGUCUUGGUCGAACACGGAAGCUUCGAGAAGCCAUGGGCAGGCGCGGCAAGGAUGGCAUCAGCCACACCGAAAGGCAAAGGGUUGGCCCUCGAGCGGUGGCGCUGCAGGAAUGGUUCCACGCAGACAUCCUCCGUCCCUCUACCCCGGGGCCGACGGCAGCGCGUUCGUGCGGCGCGGUGGGGCGACGUGCGACGGCGAGCUGUUGAGCCUGGACGGCCUUGGCUCGCGGCUGACGGCGCACAACCAUGAGGCCUGCAACAGGCCGGGUGUCUGGCUGAGCACGCUGGCAGGUUCCGUGCGGGAGGAGGCGACGGCGCUGCCAUACGUCGCGACAGACGUGGAACGCGCGGGCCUUCCGCACUUGGCGGAAGCGUUCGCAGCGGAGCUGCGGGCGGCCUGCCAAGUUCUCGACGCGACCCAGCAGCACCCGAGCACCGACACGGAGGUGCGCCACGCGGUGACGCUGCUCCUCGCGCGCCUCAACGACCCGGCGAAUGUGGGGCCCUGCAGGCAGCGGACGGCGCUCUUUGCAGCGAAGGCGUACGCGUACGCCAUGCAAGCGCUGGAGGCACGGGCAUGUGACCGCGGGACACGCGUGGAGGCGUCGAGGUGCCGAGGCGUGGAGAUGCGUGGAGGCUUCGGCUUUGAGGUCGACCUGGCCUUGGAAAUUCACAGCCACGUGGUCGUGGCGAUCGGCGCGGGCCAUGCCAGGAGCUCGCCCGUGGCCCGGGCGAAAGCCGUCCGAGAGCUCAGCUCCUUGAUGGUCCCUGGUCUUUUCCGGGUCCUGGACUUUGAUGCGUCGGGCGACAUCGGAACUCAUGAGUUCCUCCGUGGGGCGCUUUUGCUCCUGGCCACGGUACAAGGCGCCCCACUCGACACUCCCCAGCUGGCAGAGCUGGCGUUCCGCCUGGCGGACAGCGAUGGGGACGGCUACGUCACGGCGCUGGAGCUGGGACGAUGGGAACCGCGAGGGCCCUUUGGGCUCUUCGGGGAGCGGCGCUUGGAGCCCGCGCAGCUGGCGGCGAAGUGGUUGCGGGAAGCGGACGCUUGGGCACCCCAAAAGCCCACAGGGUGUGUGAUGGGUGGGAGCCAUGAACGCGACACUGGGGCAGACUUGGACCGCGAUGGCAAGCUGCUGCCCGACGAGUUUCGCGUCUUGGCGCCCCGACUGCGCCUGCACCGCGUGAUCUCCAGCAUGGCGCAGUGCUUUGCUGCGCAGAUGCCCAGUGAGUGA